Messenger RNA from Nycticebus coucang (slow loris), 7591 nucleotides. It is a transcript of the gene OSBPL8, whose product is annotated as oxysterol binding protein like 8. NCBI's taxonomy places the organism in Eukaryota, Metazoa, Chordata, Mammalia, Primates, Lorisidae. Gene Ontology annotation, molecular function: cholesterol binding. The transcript is spliced from 25 exons. Gene Ontology annotation, cellular component: cytosol; intracellular membrane-bounded organelle; membrane. Bases 490 to 3198 code for a protein of 902 amino acids. The record is from RefSeq and is a predicted model, not a curated record.
GAGCGCUAGAAUGUGAAGGAUCGUGGCGGCUCCGGGUGCCCAGAAAGGCGGCGACUAGGCCGAUGACAACAUUAGGCCGCGACGCGCUCCCGGCCGGGCGGCGGUGUUAGCGGCAGCUCAGGCGGCUAUAGCGCUAGCUUUGCCGCCGCCGAACCAGGCAGGCGGAGGGAAGGUGGGAGCCCGCUCUGGCGGGCGGACGGCGGGGCCAGAGUUCCCGCCCCUCUUCGCGGGCCGCGCCGGCGGCGCCCCAGUUGCACCUAGACAGCGCCCUCAGUCUGGGCUCGCGUCCCAGCUGCCGCCGGCGACAGCCGCCAAGAGAAGUUGGAGUCCGACCCGACGCGUGCAGGGCCCCGGACCGCGGCGUCGCUGCGACUCCAGAGGAACCGGCUCCUUGCCUCCCGCCUCGCUGGGGGCCCGCACCGGAUUUGCAGAUAUACAUGAUGGCUGAACAAUAAUGUAAAGAGAAGCAUAAACCUAUCUUCUUCCAUUAUGGAGACAGGUUUGCCAGAUGGAGAGCCUGACCGAACUUCGAUCUUGGCAUAUUCAGAAGUUGCUGAAGUUCAAGAGACACUUCUUGGUGAUAGCAAAGAUGUCCUUGGGCCAUCAAAUGUUAUAGCAAACAGUGAGGAAGCUCAACAUCUAACCCCAGAAAAGAUGAGUCAGCGCCAAGGGAGAGAAGCUUAUCCAACACCAACCAAAGAUUUACAUCAGCCAUCUCUUAGUCCAGCAAGUCCUCAUAGCCAGGGUUUUGAAAGAGGGAAGGAAGAUAUUUCUCAAAAUAAAGAUGAGUCUUCACUUUCUAUGUCAAAGAGUAAGUCUGAAUCUAAACUUUAUAAUGGCUCGGAGAAGGACAGCUCAACUUCAAACAAGCUCACAAAGAAAGAAUCUCUUAAGGUGCAAAAGAAAAAUUACCGAGAAGAAAAGAAAAGAGCUACAAAGGAGUUACUCAGUACAAUCACAGAUCCUUCUGUUAUUGUUAUGGCUGAUUGGUUGAAGAUUCGUGGUACACUAAAGAGCUGGACCAAGUUGUGGUGUGUGUUGAAACCUGGGGUGCUGCUGAUCUAUAAAACCCAAAAAAAUGGUCAGUGGGUAGGAACAGUCCUUCUGAAUGCCUGUGAAAUCAUUGAGCGUCCAUCAAAAAAGGAUGGCUUUUGUUUCAAACUUUUCCAUCCUUUGGAACAAUCUAUUUGGGCAGUGAAGGGUCCAAAAGGUGAAGCAGUUGGAUCCAUAACUCAGCCCCUCCCUAGCAGUUACUUGAUCAUCCGAGCCACUUCGGAGUCUGAUGGGAGGUGCUGGAUGGAUGCUUUGGAGUUGGCUUUGAAAUGUUCUAGUCUUCUUAAACGUACAAUGAUCAGGGAAGGAAAGGAACAUGACCUGAGCAUUUCAUCAGAGAGCACACAUGUGACUUUGUAUGGCUUGUUACGUGCUAACAAUCUCCACAGCGGUGACAACUUUCAGUUAAAUGAUAGUGAAAUUGAACGACAACAUUUUAAGGACCAAGAUAUGUAUUCUGAUAAAUCUGAUAAAGAAAAUGAUCAAGAACAUGAUGAGUCUGACAAUGAGGUGAUGGGGAAAAGUGAAGAAAGUGACACAGAUACAUCAGAAAGGCAAGAUGACUCAUACAUUGAACCUGAGCCUGUUGAGCCUUUGAAGGAAACUACCUACACCGAAGAGAGCCACGAAGAGCUUGGGGAGGCUGGUGAGGCUUCUCAAACAGAAACUGUGUCUGAAGAAAACAAAAGCCUUAUCUGGACACUGUUGAAACAAGUUCGUCCUGGCAUGGACCUGUCCAGGGUGGUUUUGCCUACAUUUAUUUUGGAACCCCGUUCUUUCCUGGAUAAACUUUCAGAUUACUACUAUCAUGCAGAUUUCCUUUCUGAGGCUGCUCUUGAAGAAAAUCCUUAUUUCCGUUUGAAGAAAGUAGUGAAAUGGUAUUUGUCAGGAUUCUAUAAAAAGCCAAAGGGACUGAAGAAACCCUAUAAUCCUAUACUUGGUGAGACUUUCCGCUGUUUAUGGAUUCAUCCCAGGACAAACAGCAAAACUUUUUAUAUUGCUGAACAGGUGUCCCAUCAUCCACCAAUAUCUGCCUUUUAUGUUAGUAACCGAAAAGAUGGAUUUUGCCUUAGUGGUAGUAUCUUGGCUAAGUCCAAAUUUUAUGGAAACUCAUUAUCUGCAAUAUUAGAGGGAGAAGCACGAUUAACUUUCUUGAAUAGAGGUGAAGAUUAUGUAAUGACAAUGCCAUAUGCUCAUUGUAAAGGAAUUCUUUAUGGCACAAUGACACUGGAGCUUGGAGGAGCAGUCAAUAUUACAUGUCAAAAAACUGGAUACAGUGCAAUACUUGAGUUUAAACUAAAGCCAUUUCUAGGGAGUAGUGAUUGUGUUAAUCAAAUAUCAGGAAAACUUAAAUUGGGAAAAGAAGUCUUAGCUACUUUGGAAGGCCACUGGGAUAGUGAAGUUUUUAUUAAUGACAAAAAGACUGAUAAUUCAGAGGUUUUCUGGAAUCCAACACCUGACAUUAAGCAAUGGAGAUUAAUAAGGCACACUGUAAAAUUUGAAGAACAAGGAGAUUUUGAAUCAGAAAAACUCUGGCAGCGGGUAACUCGAGCCAUAAAUGCCAAAGACCAAACAGAAGCUACUCAAGAGAAGUAUGUUUUAGAAGAAGCUCAAAGACAAGCUGCCCGAGAUCGAAAGACAAAAAAUGAAGAAUGGACUUGUAAAUUGUUUGAACUUGAUCCACUCACAGGAGAAUGGCAUUACAAGUUCGCAGAUACCCGACCAUGGGACCCACUUAAUGAUAUGAUACAGUUUGAAAAAGAUGCUGUUAUCCAGACCAAAGUGAAACAUCGAACUCCAAUGGUUAGUGUCCCAAAAAUGAAACAUAAGCCAACCAGGCAACAGAAGAAAGUAGCAAAAGGAUAUUCUUCCCCAGAACCUGAUAUCCAAGACUCAUCUGGAAGUGAAGCUCAAUCAUUAAAACCAAGUACAAGAAGAAAGAAAGGGAUAGAACUGGGAGACAUUCAAAGUUCCAUCGAAUCCAUAAAACAAACACAGGAGGAAAUUAAAAGAAAUAUUAUGGUUCUUCGAAAUCAUUUAGUUUCAAGCACACCUGCAACGGAUUAUUUUCUGCAGCAAAAAGACUACUUCAUCAUUUUCCUCCUGAUUUUGCUUCAAGUCAUAAUAAACUUCAUGUUUAAAUAGAAGUUCUCUACUGUUGAAUCAAUGAACUAGAAGCAUGAGAUUUUGCCUAGGACCAAUGACCAAGUUGGUUUGGUCUUUAUUAAAACAUCACAAAAUUUCAAAAAACCUAGGGGAUAAAUGGAGAGGUGUUAAUCUUUCAUAUCUUUUAUCCUUAACCUGAAACAAGAGCUAUCCUAUUUGGUUAUUAAAGUGACCUGUGUGUGAAGUGCCAGGACAUUUCUAGCUUUCGUUAAAAUGUGUCCACAUGUGAGUAUAAUAAAUCUACAUGUAUACACAGCUGUCUCUUCUUAGCUACUCUUCCCUGACAGUGGUCUUUGUAUUCUAUAAUAUGUUCUUAGAUAUAAAAUUAACAUUGUUCAUAACAAAAACGCUAUUACUCUUAUAAAUAUAUGUAAUCGAUUUUCUUCAUAAAACAGGCACAAAGCUUUUAUCAGUAAGAAAUUACAGAUUGAGAAAUGAUGGAAUAAUAGACAUGAAUAACUCAGUACAUUGUACUGUUAAAAUAAUUUCCAAACACCCAGCUCAAUUGUCUUCUUAUAAACAGCAAGAAAAUAGUGUGAAUGAUCAGUGUAUAAUAUGGAGACAGGUGGCAAAUUGCUUUUUAAAAAGUUUACACGAGAUUUUUUUAACCCCUAGAAUUUAACUUAGUAUUUAUAGAUACAGGUAUGUAUGUACUUACGUGUAUAUCAAUAUGAAAAAACUUGUAUGUAACUAUUUGGAUUGAUUAUAAUACCACUUUAAGCACUUGUUGAAAAAAGUAUGGUCAAAAUUGACUGCUUUUUUUUUUUCCCACAUUUUUGUGUUUUUUAAAUCAGCUGGUCCAUCUUAGGUCAACUUCUAGAGAUGUUUGUAGGGUAUAUGGAAUGCUGAUAAUUCAUGUUUUUUAUUAUGAAACUUUAUUUUAGCUUUCAUUUAGAGUUAGACUCUAGUAUGGUCAGUGAAUAAGUAGAAUACAAAAAUUAUAACCAAUAUUUUACUUAAAAUGCCAAAAAGAGAAAGGCAGUAAAACGCUGUGUGGUGGCCUUUCUGUGUAUAUUGAAAUUGGUUUAUUUAAAAUGUGCAGUAAGUCGAGCAUCUGAGAAGAGUAUCACGUCUGAAGUUUGAUUCCUUAUUAUCCUCCUCUUAGUAAAUUCUUUCUGUGGCAAAACCACAGUUCUUUAAGAUUCCUUUUGUUCAGCUCAGGCAUACUUUUUCCUAAGUUUUUUUUUGUUUCUUCAGUUUAGUAUUUUAACAUUUUGUUUUUACAUAAAUAUCAACAGUCUGCAAAAGCAAGUUUUGCCAAGGUAGUUAAGCUUAGGAACAUAAUGUCUUAAAAUAUAUCUUGGAAUCCUGAAAGUACAGAUUUUGAAAUGAAUCUUAAUGAAAGUGGAGGUCAGAGAGUGGAUUUGCUCUGGCCACAUUUGCCUUUGCUCGAGACUGUGAGACUAAUAAAACUAUAAUCAACUGUUUAUUAUGCUAUGAUAAAUACAAAAUCAAGGGAUGAAUGCUGAAUUAUGAAAAUUAAAAUGAUAAAAAGAGCUUGCUCUUUUCCCCUAACAAAUAUACCUAUCUUAACUCCUGUAUUUCUAUAAAGAACCAUUCACAGCCAGACGCAGUGGCUUACGCCUGUAAUCCUAGCACUCUGGGAGGCCGAGGCCAGUGGAUUGCUUAAGUUCAGAAAUUCAAGACCAGCCUUAGCAAGAGCGAGACCCUGUCUCUACUAAAAAUGUAAAAAUUAUCCGGUAGUUGUGGCACAUGCCUAUAGGUACCGCUACUUGGGAAACUGAGGCAAGAGGAUUACUUGAAUUCAGGAGUUUCAGGUUGCUGUGAGCUAUGCUGCUACAGCACUCCACCCAGGGCAUCAGAGUGAAACUCUGUAUCAAAAAGAAAAAAAAAUUUCCCAUGUUUUGUUGACAAACUAAUGUAUUCUAUAUGUACAUGUGAAAUUAUUUUUUAAAUUGAUAAAAGCAUAAAUAAGAUGUACCUAUACUCAGUAUUUUCAUGACUACAGUAGAGCGAGUGGUUUUUUUUGUUUUGGUUAUAUUUUGUAUUUGUCAGUAUAAUUUUUUAUUAACAUUCUGUUCCAACAUUAUGUUCAACCGCCUACUCAUUGAUAUGUGAUAUUUUGUAAAUACUGUACAAUUUGAUCUUUCUUAUGGUUUAAAUUAGCAUUAAUUUAUUUACGUGUAACUUCAUUGGCUAAUGAUGAAAAUAAUUGUAUCAUUAGAUCCUGAAAACUUAAAAUUUUUUGUUAGGGACCCAAAUCUUAGGUUUUUGGUCCUAUCCACUUGUAUAUUAUUUUUAUUUGGUUCAAAUGGUGUCUUAUUUGAUGGGUAUCUUCUAAGACUAGAAAGGUAGUUAUUUUCCUUAUUAAAAAAAUUUUUUUUAGGGAGGAUGUUAUGGGUUCUUACCCAAAGAGUCAAAACACUAUUUCAUAAGAGCAGGUUCAUUGGUGACAGUUUUUUUAUUUCCUAAAGUCCUCUCAAUGCUUUUAGUUGUAUGACUUCCUUUCUAUAAACUGAACACAAAACUCAGGAAUUGGUGGCUUAAUUUUAGAUCAGUGCUUAUAUAGUAGGAUUAGUAUGUGAAUCUUUAAAACACAUAAUUAAUUUUGUACUUAGCCAUAAUAUCUAAUUGACUUUAAAUUUUCUUUACCUGAGAAUAAUCUCCUUUCAUACGUGGAUUCAUAGUGUGAUUGACAGUUUCCAGUUGUCUGAGAGCCUCUUGAGGGUUUCUAGAAUUUACAAUCUUAAUGACCAGUUUUCUUGAAAAAAGUUAUCAAUUUUAUUUUCCCACGUAAAACUUAGAUACGUAAUAAUUACUGACGUGCAUUUCUUUCUUGGUUGUUAAAUUACUAUGCCAUCAGUCAUCCACCGUUUACUAAGAUGUAACUGGCCCAGGAGGGUAAGGCAAUAAUAAAUAGGGCAUGUGAAAUGUUAAAAAAAAAAAAAAAAAGUUUCAGCAAUAGAUACUUCACUUGUGUUUCAUGUCAGUACUCUUCUGUAUCAAUUAUAAAGGUACAAUGUAAUCUUUGUCAUAGCUCAGUUGGCAACUGCAUUCCAUUGAAAAGUUGGCCUUGUAAAAUACAACCAUCAUUUAGUAUUCACGCUUUUGUGCCUUUAAGAAAAUACUUUCUGUCAUUUUUGUGUUACAGAACUAUAGUAUGAUUCGGUGUUUAUAGGCUUAAUUGUCAUAAAACAGUCAUUUCUCUGUGUCAUUUUAUUUCCUUUUAUAUAGCUUUAGUAUAUUUAAACAGUAAUGCUGUACUUUUAUAAGGGUUUGUCUAUUUACCUAUUUCAAAUAUAUUCACUCAGACAUCACUGAAGUAGACUUGUCAGAUUCUGAGAUUUGUAAACAGUGCCUUUUUGAUGGAAAUCACACUGUUUUGGAUGUCAACUUGUGCCAUAUACAGACAAAAUUUUGUGGCGGGCAGUUUUAACUUUUUGAAGAAUAUCUUAAGCAAAAUUUAAGAAAAUAAAUAUAUAAAAUUCCAUUUUCCUAGUGUUCAGCAUUUCCAGUGAGGAAUGAAUAUUUUUGGUAUUUUGUUUGAACAUAAAGUUAUGACAUUAUUGAUAAGCCAUGCAUGACUUUGAAUUAUGUUAAAUAAACAGAAAUAGAAUAUUAGCAUGUAUAUCAAAUUUUCCGAUUUGAACCAAUAGGAGAAACCACAGAAAUCAGUUUGUUUCCACUUCUUCCUUAUUUGACUAAGUGCAAAAAGAGAUUCUUUAAAAUGUAUAACCUGCCAUUAUGAUGUAAUUUGGUUUCAUUUUGUUCUACCUAUUGUGUGAAUUCAGUAUUACUUGCUUUUUGUUACUUUUGACAUACUGUUACACUUUUUAAUUGAAGAUGGACUGUUAAAAUUGUAUAGGACCAGUGUCUUCUUAAUAUGAUUAACAUACUGAGAACAGCCACAAAAAAACCCAUGACAAAUGAAUGUGUAUGUACUUUCUAAAAUAUUUAGAAAAAUUCCUUUCUGCAUUUAUCAUGUAAAAUUAUUUUAACAUUGUAACAUCAAAAUUUUUCAUUUAAAGAAAAAAAUGCCAUACAACAUUGGAACUGAUGAGCUACAGAAUUCAGCUAAUUUUUUUUCACUUUUUAGCAUGCUAAAUAUACAUCUCAGUUUAAAUAUUGUCUAAUGGCCAUUUAUAAAUUCAGGCACUCCCACUGGUCAGUUUUGUAUGAUACAAAAAAAGUAUGUUACCUGCAGUUUAAGUACAGCACACUGUCAAAUAAUUUUCCUUAAGGUGCAUAGUAAAUGUACAGAUAGUCAAAGGCUACUGUUUUGUAAUGUAUUACAUUUCUAAUCUAUUAUUCCUAACAUACUAUAAAUGUUUGCAGAGACAAAAGAAUUGGAAUUUUUCUAAUAUGUAAAACAUGCUGACUUCUUCAAGUACGCAUUCUAAAUAAAGUUUUU